GUCUGUUUAAACAGAAUGUGGUUCACUGCAGUGGGGUAUUGAACAUGUUUAGGUGUGUUGAGUGAGAUCUAGUUUGGCUUGUUUUCAUAUUUGUUGUCAACAUGCUUUGUCUUUCUCACUGAAGCUGCAUGCUGCAUUUACAGUGCUUUAUAUUGUGUUCAUAUAUUUUAUCAAUUCUCCUGGUGCUACACACCACAGUGCACCAGUUUCCAACUGAUGAUCGAUAGCAUAAAGGCUACAGAUCUACCUAAAAGUUCAUCUAACAUAUAGUGAAUGCAUUCAUGUAGGAAAUGCAUGAACUGAAAAUAAGUUGCAUUUCUUUUGAGAAUUUCUAUGACAGACUUUACAACUCAAAAUUGUGAGUUUAUAUGAUUCUGUGGCUUACGUUGACUGCUACUGUGGAACUGUCAUUUUCUUCCACCAGAAAACACGGCCAACACCCAAAUGGUUUGUUGUUUAUUACUGUUUCCUUCCACCUCUGUGAAGUGACACCUCAAUGCAUGCAAGAAGAGCAUGUGCAUGUGCAAUGGAUGGGUGCUGGUCAAAUGUUAUUGGUUUGAGGAAUCACAUGCAACACUAUAUUGCAGUUUAACACUGUCCUGUUAGUUCACAAGCUGUCUGUCACAUACGUGUUCACAUAUUUAAAGUGCUAUCAUCUGAAAAUGGUUCACAUGUUUGUUUUGUUCUGCUUUUGCCAUCUAGUUGGUGUAUUUGGUGAUAAAGAUGAAGUGACAUCAGUGUCGGUGAUGGAGGGAGAUUCAGUCACUCUAAACAUUAAUGUUACUGAAAUAAUGGAUGAUCAUCUGAUUCUGUGGAGGUUUGGACCUAAAAACACUUUAAUAGUUAAAAUCAAUGUAAUGGCCAACAGCGUUACUAUAUAUAAUGAUGAUGCUGAUGGGAGAUUCAGAGGCAGACUGAAGGUGAAUCAUCAAACUGGAUCUCUGACCAUCACAAACAUCACAAAUAAACAUGCUGGACUCUAUAAACUACAGUCCAACAGUGUGAGCAAGAGCUUCAGUCUUGAUGUGUAUGCUCGUCUGCCUGUCCUUGCCAUCAGCAGUAACUCUCCAUCUUCAUCAUCUUCAUCAUCAUCAGAAUGUGAACAGCUCAACUUCACUGAACUCUGUCAGGCAUAUGCAGCCCCAGAAGUCCGUGUCCAUUGUUGUGCUACUGUUGAAGCUGUGAUCCGAUUGGUCGUCACUGCUCUGAUGGGUGUGGCUUCUGCGGCUGCUGUUGUUGUUUUGGUUAAUGACAUCAGAUCUUACAAGAACUGUUAAAGUUGAAAAACAAUUAAAAAAACAGAACAGAACAGAAAUCAUAAAUAUUAUAUGUCUUACUUUAAAUAGUUAUAAUCUGCUAAAAUAAAAAUACUUGAGCGCACCUACCAGUGCUUUCCUCUGAACUGUAUCGAAGGUUUCCAGUACAGUUGUGGCCAUCAGGUGAAUAUUCUUCAAUAUUUCAUUUGAAUCUGUAUUGUCAUUCAUUUCGUAUGUUGUCAAUUACACAGUUUUUUUCCCCUUAAGUUAUAUUGAUGGUUUUUCACUUUGUUUUACAGUUUUUCUUGAUUGUUAACACAUAAUUCAUCAUUUUCUCUAUACACAAACCUGUGUUUGUGUAUAGAAAAAAAAUUAUCUAUGCACAAACCUCAAAUUUUAUGUCAAUUUCAAAUAUUUCAGUCAAAAACAAAUGAUCUUCCGUCAAGAUCAGUUGAGAAUCAGAAAUCAUGUUUUACAGUACACAACAUAGAUGGAAGGGUGGAUAAAUAAAAUGAGAUUUAAGAAA
Onychostoma macrolepis is the source of this 1782-nucleotide messenger RNA. RefSeq lists its product as uncharacterized. The transcript has 4 exons. The record is from RefSeq and is a predicted model, not a curated record. NCBI's taxonomy places the organism in Eukaryota, Metazoa, Chordata, Actinopteri, Cypriniformes, Cyprinidae. Bases 663 to 1277 code for a protein of 204 amino acids.